Messenger RNA from Lates calcarifer (barramundi perch), 1870 nucleotides. RefSeq names its product sodium- and chloride-dependent GABA transporter 3. Lineage: Eukaryota; Metazoa; Chordata; Actinopteri; Centropomidae. Gene Ontology annotation, cellular component: membrane. Bases 101 to 1870 code for a protein of 589 amino acids. The record is from RefSeq and is a predicted model, not a curated record. The transcript has 14 exons. Gene Ontology annotation, biological process: sodium ion transmembrane transport.
CAGUAUUCAACGAUGAUUGGUACAGUCAAAUUAGGAAAAAGGUAUAUAAAAGCAGCAAAGAUCUUUCCCCAGCAUUUUGGAAUCAUAACAGAAAUAUACAAUGGAUAGAUUUCUUGAUCUCUGGAAAAACAAAGCCAGGAGGAAAAGUAAAAGGCAGAGGAGAGCUGGAGACAGAGGACAGUGGGCCAGUAAAACUGAAUAUGUUCUGGUUGUUGCAGGAAACGUGGUCGGUCUGGGGAACGUGUGGAGGUUUCCUUACCUCUGCUACAAGAAUGGAGGAGGUGCCUUUCUGGUGCCAUAUGGUUUGUUAGCUGUGGUGUGUGGGAUACCUCUGUUUCUACUGGAAACCUCAAUGGGUCAGUACACCCAGGAAGGAUUCAUCACGUCUUGGAGGAAACUCUGUCCACUGGCACAAGGAAUUGGAUUUGGAGAGCUGACGAUUUCACUGUGUUUCUUCAUCUACAUUUUAAUUGAGGCCUGGGCUCUCUUUUACCUGGUGUUCUCGUUCAGAUCCCAGCUCCCCUGGGCCAGCUGUGACAACAUCUGGAACACAGCUCACUGUCUUGGUCUUCAGACUUUCAAUUCAUCUAAUCUGACAAACCAAACAAACACCACCUCUGCUGCAAUUGAGUUCUGGGAACGGAGGGUGCUGGUCGUGUCCGGAGGUAUCGAGGAGCUGGGCAGCGUGAGAUGGGAGCUGGCUCUGUGUCUUCUGGCCUGCUGGGUUUUCUGCUACUUCAGCAUCUGGAAAGGUGUCAGAUCAUCUGGAAAGGUGGCAUAUUUCACAGCCACGUUCCCCUAUGUGAUGCUCAUGGUCCUGCUCAUCAGGGGCCUGACUCUACCUGGAGCUUGGGAAGGAAUUUACUAUUACCUGUAUCCAGAUUUGAAUCGCCUGGCUAACCUUGAGGUGUGGAUAGAGGCUGGAUCUCAAAUAUGUUUCUCCUAUAGCCUGGCAGCAGGGACUCUGAAUGUUCUGGGCAGCUUUAAUGAGUACAACAACAACUGUUACAAAGACUGUUUCUGGCUCUGUCUGCUGAACAGUGGGACCAGUUUUGUUGCUGGAUUCGUCGUCUUCUCUGUCCUUGGUUUCAUGGCUCAGAAACAGGGUGUUACCAUCGACACCGUAGUUGAAUCAGGUCCUGGUUUGGCUUUCAUUGCCUACCCUCAGGCUACAGCUAUGAUGCCUUUACCUCAGUUUUGGACCGUCUGUUUCUUCCUGAUGCUAAUUCUGCUCACUGUUGACACACACUUUGUGAUAGUGGAGAGUUUUAUCACCACAGUGAGCGACUUGUUUCCAAAGUUGUUUCGUGCACCAGUGAGGCGCGAGAUCUUCGUUCUCCUCAUUUGUCUAUCCAGCUUCCUUUUACAUUUGACCCUGGUCACUGAGGGAGGAAUUUACGUUUUCCAACUCAUUGAUUUCUACGGCUCGACCAGAGUCUGUCAGAGUGUUAUUGCUAUGUCUGAAUGCCUGGCUGUGGGCUGGAUAUUUGGUGCAGACUACUUUUGUAACAUCAUUAAGGACAUGACAGGACAGAGACCGUCUGUUUACUUUAAACUGUGCUGGAAAUACGUCAUACCUCUGCUGUCACUGAUUUCCCUCGUCUUGUACCUGGUUGAGUACAAACACCUCAAGAUUAACGACCGGUACGUUUACCCUGCCUGGGCGUACGGACUGGGAUGGACCAUGACUCUCUCCUCUGUUCUCAUGGUGCCACUGUGGGCAGCUGGACAGAUGUGUCGAACAGCAGGAACCUUCAGAGAGCGUUUGUCCGUCCUUUGUCGUCCUGCUGAAGAUCGAGCUUGGCAGAGGAGAGAACGGGGAGAGGAGGCGACGAGUGUGGAACUGAGUGCAUCUGCAGUGACAGCUUAG